ACCCGUUAUUGUAUCGCGGGAGGCCUUCAGGGAUUGACAACGGCUCCGAACCUUAAAUAUUUGACAUUCAGCCUUGUAACGGCCAGAACAACAUGCUGAGAAGCGGAGUAACUUCCAUACCAGGGGCCGCCAGAGGUCUGAGCGGGAGAUCACUCGCCCGACGGACGCACCCGUGCUGUCGGCAACGGACCUUUGUGUCGUGCGGCUUGCCGACCGCAACUCGGAUACGCAGUGGCACCCUCCGAACCUCAACUUCAAUAUCAUCCCCAACCCACAAGUUAUCUACAAUUGUAGGGCAGCACAACAGCACAGCAACCAUAAACGCCUCCGCAACAACCUCAUCACCAAGCACAGCAGCCUCCGCCGGAGCCGCACCACCAUCACAGGGUCCUCUGGCGACCUACACCGACCUGCUCGAGCGAGGGCUUCUGAGACCCGACGCACACCAAAGGAAAACGGUCGAGCUUUUGGAAAACCUGUACCUGCGGGUGAAGGCGUACGACCCGCCGCCGGUGCAGCAUAUUGAUCUGGAAGCGGAUAAAGCGCUGCCGGCGCAUAAGCAGCAUGGGAGGGAUGAUAUUAUGUCGCCAGAUUUUGCCUGGGCGGUUAAGCAGGAGGAGGAGACCUUUCUGUCCAAGGUCUUUGGAUUAUUUGGGGGAAAGAAGGAAAAAGGUGUAGCAGACGUGGUAGAGCAGCGAGGACCCAGGGGUCUAUAUCUCUUCGGCGACGUCGGGACAGGAAAGUCCAUGACAAUGGACCUCUUCUACAACACCGUCGACAUACCCCGCAAACGGCGCGUCCACUUCCACGCCUUCAUGCAAGACGUACACCGACGCAUCCACAAACUCCGCACACAAAAAGGCAUCACCUACGACCCGAUCCCCAUCCUCGCCGCGGAACUAGUCAACGACGCCUGGCUCCUCUGCUUCGACGAGCUGCAGGUCACCGACAUCACCGACGCCAUGAUCCUCCGCCGCCUGUUUGACGAGCUGUUUAAACGCGGAAUGGUCAUGGUGACAACAUCCAACCGACCGCCAGACGAUCUCUACAAGAACGGGAUCCAGCGCUCAAGCUUCCUCCCCGCCAUCGACCUCCUCAAACAGUGUUUGCAGAUCCAUAGCCUCAACUCAGGCAUCGACUAUAGGAAACAGGACAUGGAACGCCUCCGCGUCUAUUUCACGCCGUUGAACAGCACAACAGCGGCACAUAUCGACGCCAUCUUCACGAAACUGGCCGACGGAAACCCCAUCGCUCCGCGCACACUCACCGUCCUCGGUCGCCCCGUCGUCGUCCCUUUUGCAUCCCCCAACGGCGUCGCGAAAAUAUCCUUCGCCGAGAUCUGUGGCCAGCCACAUAGCGCCGCGGACUACCUCGAGCUCGUCACCACCUUCCACACGAUCUUGAUUACCGACAUUCCGCGCAUGUCCAUGGCCCACCGGAACGAGGCAAGGAGAUUCAUCACGCUGAUUGAUGCGAUGUAUGAGAAUAAGACGCGGUUGGUCGUGUCGGCGGAGACGGAUGUCGCGGAGCUGUUCUCGGGCGAGGAGGGCGGUGUGCCAGCCAAAGGGAAUGGCGUCGCGUCUGUGGCGCCGAAGCCGAAGGUGGAUAUGCUGCUUAUGGAUGAUUUAAAAUUAUCCACUGAGCAUUUAACAUCCCCAAUCUUCACCGGCGCCGAAGAAAUCUUCGCCUUCCAGCGCGCCGUCUCACGCCUCCGCGAAAUGCAGUCCCUCCAAUGGCUCGGCACCGGGUUGAAGGAUACGCUUCGCGACGCUACCAACGAAGCUGUGCGGCGCGCUGAUGUUGGCGUGCUUGUGAGUGAGGGGAAUCGACGAGCCAGGGUGGAGGAUACUGUGGGGAGUGUGAGAGCCGAGGUUGGGCGGUGAUGAGUGAGAUGAAGGAUUUGUUUGACCCGACAACCUGUUCUCCUUUUCUGCAAGACACAGUAUGCGUAGGUUAUAGCUUCCCCUGUCCUCGCUAGAUGGGGAAUAGGAAUACAGUUAGAUUCCCCCAUUACAAAAGGACGUGGACAUGAUGGGGACGAUAGACAAGAAAACGAAAAAUUCAAUUCACGAAAUGCGAAAUUGGUGUCCUUCACUCGAUGAUAUGUGACUCAUGGUUAUGCGAUGAGGGGUAUAUAU
Fimicolochytrium jonesii is the source of this 2138-nucleotide messenger RNA. Its product is annotated as AFG1-like ATPase-domain-containing protein. Gene Ontology annotation, cellular component: cytoplasm; mitochondrion. The coding region runs from base 93 to 1883 and encodes 596 amino acids. The record is from RefSeq and is a predicted model, not a curated record. Gene Ontology annotation, molecular function: ATP binding; ATP hydrolysis activity. The transcript has 3 exons. Lineage: Eukaryota; Fungi; Chytridiomycota; Chytridiomycetes; Spizellomycetales; Powellomycetaceae.